UAUAAUCCUACCUAUGCUACAAGUAGCCUCACCUAUGACAAAUAUUAAUUAUGUUUCUUGUGUGAUGAACGUAAAUAGUGGUCCUCAAUCUCAACAGAGGAAGUGUGUGUCUCUCACACAUUCAGCAGUUCGUGUUAAACAUGUAACCAGGAAAGAAGCACUAAAACUCAUCUGAACACACAUCGAGAGCUUCAGAAGAACUGAAUCUACUAACAACAGAGAAUCAUUGAAUAAGAGAGAAGAAUGAAGAUCAUCUGGACUUUCACUCUGCUGAUGAUUCCUGGUGUGUUGAGCUCCAUCAGUGUGACGGGAUAUUCAGGAGGAGGAGUCAGGAUCAGGUGGAGAUAUGAUAGAAAAUAUACAGAAAAUGCAAAGUAUUUUUGUAGAGGACAGCAGUGCACAGAGCUAAUCAGGACUAAUACUAAAAACGAAUGGGUUGACUCUGGAAGAUUCUCUCUGUAUGACGACACAACUGCAGAAGUUUUCACUGUGACCAUCAGAGAUCUGAGUGAAUGGGAUUCUGGGACGUACUACUGUGCAGCUGAUAUUUCUUGGUAUAUAGAUUCAUACACUGAAGUGAAUCUGAAGGUUAUAACAGGUCAAAAGAUCAGAGCAGCAGAAUGGACACAUGUCGGCCGAUUCUCUGUUCAUGAUGACAGAUCUGCUCGUCUCUUACGUGUGUUUAUCAGAGAGCUGAAUGUGAACGAUUCUGGAGAAUAUAAGAUUAUAGUCAAAGUUUCUGAAGACUACAGUUUCUUCUCUGAGUUUCACCUGAACAUGCUUGAAACCAUGUACCACCACCACUGCCAUCUUCAUCAUCUGCUUCUCUCUCAUCAGUCACAUCUCCACUGAUCACAAGAGUUUCCAAAACAUCUUCAUCUAGUUCGACAUCAGCAGGUGCUGAAAUACAAACUUGUGAUUCUCGGCGUAGUUUGUGAGGAGCUCGGACACCCCCAGUGGCCGAAAGAUAUUACUAAACAUUAAAAACAUUCAAGCUUCAGUCACACAAGCUUCAGCUUGCAGUUUUGUUUUCUGAGUGUCUCUGUAUCAGCAAACUUGAAUUCUGGGUAAUGAAUGUGUGAAUGAGAUCAGUAUCUGUGUGUGAAAAAGCAACCUUUAGAAAUUCAUUGUUUUGUUUUAUUUGCAAAUUUUGCAGAAAUAUCUUCAUCACUACGAUCAUCAGUGUCCUCAUCAUCAUCGUCAUCAUCAUUUCAGCAGAGAAUGUGUGUCAGAAACUGAUUUAUUUUAAAAGAGUCUGAGAUGUUCAGUAUUCAGAGCAGCAAAUAACACUCGUACUGUGUGACCAGAUCAUAUUUACCAAAUGGACAUUCAAUGUCAAAGAAAAAUGUCUUCCUCCAGAUGAUUGUUUGUUCCAAUAUUUUCUUCCCUUGCUUUCCAGAUUGUCACUUGUGUAUUUAAAGGGAUAGUUCACCCAGAAAUGAAAAUUCUGUCAUUAAUUACUCACCCUCAUGUCGUUCCAAACCCGUAAGACCUUCAUUCAUCUUCGGAACUGUCAGUGUUGUUCCUAACCUAUCUGAUAUGCAAUUUCCUGACCAACCCUCUAACAGGAACGUUAAGAAAAGGUCAGACAAAAUAGAAAUUGUUUUUGAUGAUUUUUUAGUUCAAGGGAUGCAACGAAACUGGAGUAGGGAGGUCAAGAAACAGGAGAAGAAGGAGCGUGGGAGGACCACAAGAUCAUCUUCAAGAUGAAGGCAAUUCUGAGGUUGAUGAGAAAGCAAGAAUCAACAAAUAAGAGAAUAUUGAAAUUGAUAAGAGACAUGAUUGAAUUAUGUGAUUUUUCAGCUGAAUUACAAAGAUUAACAAAUGAUUUAGAGACAGUGAAACUCCAGACUCCUGUUAUAAAAAUAUAAGUGUUGAAAGCUGUGUAAAAGUGUAUCCUAUGUUGAGAUCACAGACAAUAACUUUCUAGGUCUAACUGCUAUACAGUUGCUUUGCUUAUUUUGUAACAUAACUGUUAAAAGCAAGGGGAUGCAUUUUGCAAUUCGAAUGCAAAAUGGAACUUCUAGCUAACCGUGGCAUAAGAUGCUCUUAACACCUGCUAGAGGUGUUAUAUUGUGGUUUAGGCAUAUGUGCUUGUGUAUCCCUUAGGUUUUGAAAAGUGUUUAAAAUUUUUUCCUAUAGUUUAAAAUAGAAGCAGACACGCUUGCUAUCUAGUGCUGUUAUAAUUUUUCCUUUUGAACUUUUGACACUGACUUGUGCAGACUCUGAGACAAAGGUCAUGCUUCCUGCCUUAGAGGGAGGAGGCAGUCACAAGCAGUGACAGAGAUAGAAUAGUGAUGGGAGGUUUUAGUGAGAUUAAUGCAAAUGAUAUGCAAGGACUAUAAAAGUGCUUGUAAAACUAUUUGUCGAGGCCGACAUUUCAUGGUGAAGACUACUCGCUGUUAUUUGCUUAUGAGUUAUUUGUUUUUUAA
Messenger RNA from Onychostoma macrolepis, 2432 nucleotides. RefSeq names its product CMRF35-like molecule 8. Bases 244 to 852 code for a protein of 202 amino acids. The record is from RefSeq and is a predicted model, not a curated record. The transcript has 4 exons. NCBI's taxonomy places the organism in Eukaryota, Metazoa, Chordata, Actinopteri, Cypriniformes, Cyprinidae.